CAUAGUAAGCAAAAUUUUACAUUCAUUUAACAAAAUUAAUGUGCAGAUAAUAUUGAAUAUUGAAUUAUUUUAAAAGAAAUAAAAAAUAAUUAGUAAUUUUUAAAAUAUGUCUUGUGAUGAAAGGGACAUAAAUGAUAUAUUUGAUGAAAUAGUGUUUAUUGAAGAAAAUUUUUCAAAAACAUCUUAUGAAAAAGGUUUUUCGGAUGGUCUUAAGGAAGGAAGUUUUGAAGGAUACCAUUUAGGUUAUAGUAAAGGCAUCGAACUGGGAGAAGAAUUGGGGAGAAUUUAUGGUACAACUGUAGCUUAUAUGCAAUUGGAAAAUUCCGAAAAAACAUUAAAAUCACUGCAAGCAUUAAAAAGUUUAAUAGAUGAGUUCCCUAGAACUAAUGUAGAAACUAUUGAUAUUAUUGAUAAAGUUGAAGAAAUAAGAACCCAAUAUAAAAAAAUUAAAUCAAUUUUGAAAAUAUCGGACAAAGAGGAAAAAAUAAAAGAUUUGACGUUUUAA
Messenger RNA from Condylostylus longicornis, 505 nucleotides. Its product is annotated as protein LTO1 homolog. Bases 107 to 505 code for a protein of 132 amino acids. The transcript has a single exon. Lineage: Eukaryota; Metazoa; Arthropoda; Insecta; Diptera; Dolichopodidae. The record is from RefSeq and is a predicted model, not a curated record.